AUGUCUGUCGCAUUAUCUGAGUUAUAUGCUCUAGACAGUCUAGCAGUUGGAGACAUCCCUACCAUCAAGAUAAAUUGUGACACAUUUUUGAGAACGCUACAAGAUGUUAGUUUUCCUGACAAAGCUGGUGGGUUCACCUUUUCUGACUCAGCAGUUGCUUCGAAGAGUCGUUUUAUUUUAUGGCGUUCACAUGAAGACAUGCUAGAGUUGCAAGAACUGUCUCUACAUCAUGACCUCCCAAAUAAUGUUAUGAAAAUCUCUUUCGGAGGUUCCGCUAUAGUUGAUUGCCAGAUAGCUGAAACUCCUGAAAACAUUGCGUGCCUUGUGUGCACUUCUCACGGGGCCUCACAGCUGAUGUUCCCUCAUCCACGCGUGAUUGCAACUUCUGUUCAACAGUCCAUUAUCGGUUGCAAAAGAAACGUCCAUCAUACUUUCCAUCAAAUAAAAGGGCUUCAGCCGAUGAACAUCCGUUGUGGAACAGCCUUUAUUCAGAGUCAUUCUGGUGUCUUGGUCUUUGCCUAUGGAUUGUCUACGGGUUCCAUACUCGUUGCAAGGGUGAAUCCACAUAAUUCUUCCGAAGUCACUGAAGUUUUUGAGCUAUGUCAAACUUCAAUGAUUCAGAAGAUAUGGUGCGGUAUUACGCCGUUUUCUAGCAAAAACGACAACGAUUCUUCUUCCUCACCACUAGACAUAAGAUUUUUGAGUCUUGGAUCCGAUGAGUACUUCCUAGCCACUGUUUGCAAAGAUCACCGUUUGAGGAUAUGGGACCUCAAGCAUCGCAGCUGUUUUGUUGCAUUAGAUCUUCUGGAGGUUUUACCCAAGACGUUUGGUCUUGAUUCUACUUAUGAUCCAUCUGCAUCACACUCGAUGUUUGCACCUGGUUUGUGUCACCGUCUAUCUUCCUAUCCCGCAUCUGAUCGUGGUAUCACAUUAGUUGUAUACAUGUCUAUGUGUUUGUCUUCAUCCAACAGCAUUAGUUUCGAUACUACCCCUUCUGAGGAAGUAAAUUCAAGCUACUGGUGUUGGAUGCAUCUGGAUAUCAACAAAGCUCUAAGUCGUAAUCGAGAAAGUUUAAGUGUACUAAGAGUAGAACCACUAUUUCAACCUUCGUGGGGAAAUAACGCAGAGUUAUGGCCACACAAGAGUGGUCUGAACAUGUUGCCUAAAAUAAAAAGACCAGAUGUUAGUGUUUUGGAUUUUAUUCCCUCACAAGUAAUCCAGAGACCAGGCUGUUUAGAUGAUUCGUCUGAAAGCAGAAAAAAGCAUAAAAAAGCUCUCGGCGGGAUAUGGUGGAUAGCACACCAAACAAACGCUGAAGACACUGAGAUGGACAGUAAUUACUUUGUCAGGUGGACAGAAAUUCAAAACCCAGAUUGUGAUACUAAAAAACGUAGGGGAACUAUUUCAGCUUUCCCUCCUGGUGUAAAUCUUCUUGAACCUGUGCCUAGCUGGUAUAAACAUCCUACUUAUUUAACACAAUCCUCAGAUGAUAGCCCAACAGACAAUCUAUGGGAUGAAUCUAGUGUUGAUGUUCAGUUACAUAUAUUUUUGGAUCAACUUUUUCACCCUGGUUGUCUGUCCUGGUUUGCGAUUGCAAAUGCAUUCAAAUCACUUUGUGAAAGUUAUUCACUCUUGGAUUGUGAUUCAGUGUUCACCGUCAGUAAUCUUCAUGAAAUGCGUGUUUUUAUACAUCGAACUUUGUUGGAUAAGCUAAUUCCAAAUCUCGAUCAUGCUGGUUUCAAAACAAUGUUAAAGACAUUUUAUGCUACGGCUAUUGAUUAUCAUGAACAUGGUUUGCAACCUUUAGGAUUAUUACGUUUAGGUACUGCGGAUACUACUACUACUAAUGGUAGUAGUACAUCAGAAAAGAUGUUUCCCAAUGAAGAUGAUACUGUUAUAGUUAUUCGUCGAUGGGGAUUUUCUGUUCUACGUCAUUUACAAGAUGUCGAAAUUCUAUUAUGGAAUAAUGCACCUCCUUUAAUUAAUCGAAUGCAAUCACCUCAUCUUGAUACAAAAGUAAACACACAAAACAUCGUUGAUCUAACUACGGACUGUAGAAAGAUCCUGCAUAUUCUCCAAGCUCAACCUCAAUGGCCUCAUUGGAAAGCUAAUCUUUUUGAUCGUACGAAAUCCAAUUUAAACGUCAGCCCAUUAGUAUUAGUUGAACAAAUAAUUGAAGAACUCGAUCAAAUCAAUGAAUGUUGGCUACCUCCGCCUAUUAUUUCAUCUGUAAAAUUUAAAAGCCCAUUUUGUACUGGCUCUCUGUCCAAUUCACAUCUCACUGCUGUCAUGUAUUUAUUAUCGCUUUUGGAUAAUUGUGAUAUUAUGAAUAAAAGUGUUCAGCCUUUACAAAGCUUAUUCGAUAUGGAUACUAAUUCAACGUAUGAAGAUAUGGAAAUAACUAAUCAAUCGUGGUAUAAUAAUAGUAGAUCUAUGGGAGAGAGAACAGGUUCUUUCAUCCCAACAAAUGGUCAAACAAUUGAUAAAGAAACUAUGAAAUUUACUAAAAAUCUUUCUAAUUCAUGUGUACAGUUUGUACGUUUAUCACUUGCUCAAUCUACUGAAACUCGUAUUUUAUUUUCAUUCGCUUUAUUAAUUUUAAUACGACGUAAUGAGCUUGCUUCAAAUGGUUUAAUAAUGUUACGUAAUAAUAAUAAUGCCGAUGAGGAUGAUGUUGAAGAUGAUGAUUGUUCAACUAAUAAACAACCGAAAGGUAUAGAUAUCAACUGGCAUAGUAAUGCAAAAAAUCGACUUGUCUCAUUGAUUCAAAGUCUUGGAUUUUUACAUAAUUUGACAGUUGUUCGUGUACGGCCUACUCCUGAUAUGGAUAAAUUAUCUAUCAUUAGAGAUCAUCUGAAUAUCCUUGGAAUUCAUGAUAUCCUCUUUCCUAUUGAAAGACUGAAUAUUAGUUCUACUACUGCUCAUUUAUCAGUAUCACCAGUCAAUCAAACACCUGGUAUGACAAUAUUUGAUCAAAUCUGGUUGAACUGGGAUUGGUUGAAAUUAUGUUCUACUUCAAAGACUUAUAUCUCAUCCCCCUCUUUUUCUAGUUGGUCUGAAUUUAGUGAUUAUGUUCUAUCAGAAUUUUCAAGAUUAUUGUCUCCUACAGUAGAUGGUGGACAAGGAAUUGUCUAUGUGCUUUGGUUGUUACUAUGGUGUGGACAUUCGAAUGAAGUGAUCAAGUUGUGUAUGCUUCUGUUACCUCCAACACGAUCAGCUCGAAUGGUUGAAAAUGCUACCAAACAGUUUGUUGGUGAUAUUAAUAAUAAUAAUCAAGAGCACAGAAGUUGGCAACUACUGUUCAGUUCUCCAGAUUUGAUCAAUACCAAUGAGGACGGGGAAUUGUGGCAGUCUCAAAAUUUUGAUAAUGACACUUCAGAUUAUGAUGAUGAUAAUAAUAAUGACGGGAGUAGUGGUAGAAUUUCUUGGUGGUGGGAGAAAGAUUUCAGUUUUGUUCAUUUAUGCAUUGGUUUAGCGAAAUUAUGGUCAGGUGAAUCGGGAUCAGCUAAGAAACAUUUUAUUACUGCUAGUAAUUGGUUGUAUUGUUAUACACAAUUAUUUAUGAAUUAUUUAACAGAAUCAUCAGUUCAUCAUUCUAAUUCAACAAUCAAUCAAAAUGUUCCCAAACUGUUAAUGCCAAUAUUAUUUCCAAAAGAAUUUUCACUAUCGAAAUUAUUUAGUUUAAAUGAAUCAACAGUGAAUGGUGAUGGUAACAGUAGAAAUACCAAUGAACUAUCAAUGUAUUCACUUUCUCCAGUUGAAGUACAAAUUCGAUUCUUAAUGAAGAUAAUGUCUGUUUUCGAAGUGUCUAACUAUGUACCAGAGAUUCUUGAUCUUGCGGAAUUCUGUUUAAAUCGUUUAGCUGAGACACAAAAUUCAAUCAAAUCAGAAAAUUGUUUAAAUCAAAACAGUGGAGGUAGAUCAACUCAUCGUUUAGCUUCUGUUUUGGCAAGUUUACGUGGAAUCAUGGAAAACGAUAAUUUAAGCGGAUUUCUAUGUGGUUCAGUAAAGAAAUAUCCAGAUUUUAUUGAGAAUGAAUGUAGUGUUAAUGAUAAUGAUCCUCAAUCUAGAAUUAAUACACGUUUAGCUGAUCUAGAAGCUACUUUAUGGACACGAAUGUUUAAACAUGAACUUGUGUUAGGAAAUUAUACCAAAGCAUAUAUGAUACUUCAAAGUAAUCCGGAUAUUGCUAGGCGUCGAGAUUGUUUACGUCAGUUGAUUGUCACUGUUUGUGAUCGUGGUGAAGCAUCCAAGUUGAUUUCUUUUCAAUAUGGACCUAUGGAAAACGAAUUUAUUGCUAUAUUGGAAGCUAGAGCUCGUGCUGCUGAUGUCGUCAUAGUACCUGAUCCGUCUACAAAGAAAUCUGUUUCCUCAUCACCAGCUGGCUCUAAUCCAUACUAUGAUGUGUUAUACGCUUAUCAUAUUCAUCGAGCUGAUUAUCGCGCUGCUGCUUCUGUUAUGUUUGAACACUCUUAUCGAUUAAUUGAAGAUACUAUGUUGGCUGCUUCACGGUUGAGUAACUUUCGUUCUGGUGGCGCACGUAUUCUGAUUGGAUUACAACGUCAAGCUGCUUGUCUUGCAUCAGCUAUUAAUACACUUUAUUUAGUGCCCAAAGAUAAUCAAUGGCUUGUAUGCAUAGGUCCUGUAAAUGAGGAUGUAGUUGUCAGUGUCGACAAUGAGGAUGAUGAAGAUGAUGAUAAUAUGACUGAAACUGAAUCAGACAAUACGUAUCCUAAUGACGACUGGGCGUUUGCCAAUCCUGAUGACCUUGCUUUGGACAAUAUUAUUGAUGAUCAACAUAAUUUCGAGGGUAACUCUCUAGACCAAGAACAACCAAUUUCAAGUGCAAAACGUAAUGCAACAACAAUUGACCCAUCUUUACCACGACUUGGAAAAGAUAAACGAAUACUUACAUUGGAAGAUUUAUUAAAUGCUUACAUACUGACACGUGCACGACUUCGUCUUGCUCAGGCUUGUUGGGAACAGGGAAUGUUGAGGGCGGGUGUAUUUACACCAGAUGAAGUUGUUCGAGGAUUAUUGUCCGUUGCAUUAUAUGAUGAAGCUGUUCGUCUUUGUGAAUCCUACGAUCUUGAUCCUGCACUCAUCAUUAAUAGUAUAAGUUUACGCUGUAGCGAGCUUGCUCAAUGCGCAACUGGUAGUGUCAACUUGGUGAACUUUUCACAGCCUACAGUUAAUUAUGAACUUCGCCGAAAAGAGGUUUACGAUAUUCAUCGUACCACUUCUGUCAUCACAACUGGUUUAAAUCAAUUCCCAGUACUACCAGGAUUGGCGAAUGAUUCAUCUCCUUUAGAGCAUGAGGCCGAUCUAGUUCAACAGUCUUUAUCUAAUUUAUCCACGUUAAAUUUUGAUAAAGUUGGAAAUGACGGUGAUAAUAUCGGCGCUAUUGAAAAAUCCAGUAGCUUAAAAAUAGUACCAUACCAUUCUAAUCAUAAUUAUUCUAGUCGAUGCAACUUACCAGAAAUGUAUUGGCGUCUCCUAGAAACAGUUCUCACACGUCUAGAUCCUCCAAGUACAACUAAUGAAAAACAAUCAACAUUUCAAACAAAAUAUCAUGGUUUUCUACACUUAAUUGCUUGCGAAAAUAUACUCGCCUCAGGUCCUAAUCAAUUAUAUCUACCUGAGUGGUUAACUUCACGCUUAUUGUCUACUUCAUACGCAACAGAACGAGCUGUUAACUUAUUACGUCUGUACAUAAAAUUCAAUCGUUUAGAAACAGCUUAUCGAUUAGCAAUGGAUAUGCUCGAAGCAGCUAUGAAUAAAGGCGCAGAUCCAUCAUCCUUCGGUUUACGAUCCACUUUAUCCAAUUCAAUGGAUCCAACAAAUCCUAUACGAAAAGCCAAUAAAACUAUGACGAUAUCAGGCACAAUGUAUCUUCCACAUACAUUAUUUAUUUAUAUAUUGAAUGCAUUGAAAGUAUUAUCGCCUGAAUCAAAAACCUGUGAAGCUAUGCACGACAAUUUAGAAUCGGCACUAAGAAAUUAUUUUGUUAAACUUCAAUCAGUUUGCCGCGGUUUAAUCACACAUUGAGGUUCGAAUGUGGAUCUCAUAUUAAAAGGACAUUGUUAAUUCAUGAGAAUUACGUCUGAGUGGACUAAUCCUUCCAUGCACACACGCAAACCUUACCAGUGCUUGUUUUGUAACCGAAAUAUUAAUUGUAUUAUAUUUUAUUUGUACAAUAUGCAUAUUUACACAUAUUUUGUGUAAUG
Schistosoma guineensis is the source of this 6227-nucleotide messenger RNA. The record is from the annotation of a GenBank genome assembly. NCBI's taxonomy places the organism in Eukaryota, Metazoa, Platyhelminthes, Trematoda, Strigeidida, Schistosomatidae.